AUGGGAGACAUGAACAGAGGUAAUAGUGGAAGGUUAAUUCAGCAAGUUCUUGGUUGUAGCAAAGAUGACAGCAUCUUUAAUGAAUCAGAUGGGGAAAUGAAUCAGGGCGUUGUGGAUGAAGUGGAUAGCCUAUAUGAGUUUUAUAGACAACAUGCCAGGUUGAAAGGGUUCAGUGUUGCUAAAAAAUGUGCGUCAAAGGGAAGAGGAGAGGUUUAUAAAUAUCAAACAAUUAGUUGUGACAAGGGAAGAAAAGCGUAUGCUGAGAAGUCAUCUAAGAAGAUCAAUUGUCCUGCAAGGGUGAAUGCAAUCUUAAAAGACAAUGGAAUGUGGCAGGUCAUAAAGAUUAUAUAUGAACACAACCAUGAUAUGGAUCCUUUGAUGUCUAGGUUCAUGGCUGGGCAUAGGAAAAUAACUCCUAACUUGAAGAGAGUUUUCAAAGCUAAUGAAAUCUGUGGUAUAAGGCCAUGCAAAAGCAUUAGGAUGCUAGAAGUCCAAGUAGGUGGGACAGAGAAUUUGAUUUGCAUGCCUAAAGACUGUAGAAAUUUUAUUCAAAGUAAAGGGAGGCUUCGUUUGGAAGAAGGUAAUGCUGAGGCAAUCCGAGGGUUAUUUAGUUCAUCUGCCUGGUAG
This is a messenger RNA of Hevea brasiliensis (rubber tree), 627 nucleotides long. RefSeq names its product protein FAR1-RELATED SEQUENCE 5-like. The transcript has 2 exons. Bases 1 to 627 code for a protein of 208 amino acids. The record is from RefSeq and is a predicted model, not a curated record. NCBI's taxonomy places the organism in Eukaryota, Viridiplantae, Streptophyta, Magnoliopsida, Malpighiales, Euphorbiaceae.